UGUUCAAUAGCUAUGCUGAAAAAGUAGGAGGACGAGUCGGCGCCAGGGAGUGAACUUUUCACCAAGACUUUUUCCUUUCAAUCCUCUGAUGUCCCCUUAGUGACAGGAGUACAUAGGCGUCGCGAUGGUGACGUCACGGCUGCGUUUCCGCCGUGUUAGUUAUGGAUAGAGAGGCGGCAACUUCGGAAGAGCGGAGGGCUGCGGCUGGAUCGAUGCUGAGGCUCGGCGGGCGUGGGCUCCUGCUGGGCCUGGCCGCGGCGGCGGCGGCGGUGAUGGCAGCGCGGCUGAUGGGCUGGUGGAGUCCCCGCGCUGGCCUUCGCCUUUUCAUCCCGGAGGAGCUGGCCCGCUACCGCGGCGGCCCUGGGGACCCGGGCCUCUACUUGGCGUUGCUCGGCCGCGUCUACGAUGUGUCCUCUGGCCGGAGGCACUACGAACCUGGGGCCCACUAUAGCGGCUUCGCAGGCCGAGACGCAUCCAGAGCGUUUGUGACUGGGGACUACUCUGCAGCAGGCCUCGUGGAUGAUGUAUCUGACUUGUCAUUUUCUGAGAUGCUGACACUUCAGAAUUGGCUUUCAUUCUAUGAGAAGAAUUACGAAUUCGUUGGACGGGUGAUAGGAAGGUUCUACGGAGAGGAUGGGCUGCCUACCCCAGAACUGACCCGGGUAGAAGCCAUGAUCACCAAAGGCUUGGAGGCCCAUCAAGAGGAACUGAAAGAGAAGCAGAAGUUCCCACCAUGCAAUGCCGAGUGGAGCUCAGCCAAGGGCAGCCGGCUCUGGUGUUCCCCAAACAGUGGAGGUGUGAGCAGAGACUGGAUUGGCGUCCCCAGGAAGCUGUACAGGCCAGGUGCCAAGGAGCCCCACUGCGUGUGUGUGAGAACAACUGGCCCCCCUAGUGACCAGACAACAGACAACCCUAUACAUAGAAAUCGUGGGGACUUGGACCACCCCAACUUGGGGGAAUACACAGGCUGCCCACCCCUAGCCAUCACAUGCUCCUUCCCACUCUAAGCUGAUGCCCUGUAUGUUGAUAACACACAGAGAACCCGGCCUAGAACCCUCAGAGGCCCUUGACUCACGUGCCCUAGGAUGUUCCUGACAUACAACAAGAGGGCCUGGAAACACUCUGAUCAUGCUCUGCAAAUGUGACUCAUGCCCCCACCAUGGGCUCACCAUUCUGUGACUGAGGCUAGAGCCUGGCAACCUGCCUAGUACUGGUCAGCCUGUUUUUGCCACUGUCUGCCUAGAUCCACUUGCCGUUCUUCAGAGCCCUCAGAUAUUAAUGGGCACGAAUAUGACCAACUCGAAACUAACUGGGCAGACAAGCAAAAGGGCUCUGAACUCCCACAGCUUCAUUCCCAGACUCCCAGGCUGCCUGGAUCACCUGCCUAUAACUCCUGACCUGGUCACGGCAUCAGGGGCACUGGCAAAAAGGGACUUUGUCCCUUUACAACUCAGAAACAAGAGCUGCAUAAAUUCACAGCAUCAACAGACCUCUGUUCCGUGUUCCUCACUGGCUAAACUUGUGACCCCUAACUUUUAUAAGCUUUCUUAUAUGUAAGACCUCAACCCUAAGGCAAACUUGAAUUUACAACCAAAAGUCACACAGAGUUGAUUGAACCUGCGCCAAGACAGUGAGAAGUGACGAUAAAAUAGGAGAGUCUAAUUCUGGAAAUGGAAAUGCUUUUGCUUAGAUCCAGCAAAUCCAGAUACCUCUGAACAAAGCAACAAUUUGAAGCUAGGAUAUUGUUUCUCUUUUAAACACUUAAAAUUAGGUGUGGUGUGUUUUCAAAGGGAGAGGUCUGCAUUUUGAGCAAAAGGUAGUUUCACAGCUCUCACAAGAGGACUGGCUAAUGCAGCGUCCAAUCUGGGCAAGCCUGCACACGCCAGGACACACAGCCUUGGCCUAGCGGUGCUGGGCUCGCACCUUUUCCAGUGGAUCCUGUGUCCAAGGUCACCUGUAAUCUCCUACACUUGACAAACUGCAUGCCCAUGACCUCUUGGAUUCUUAAGUAGUUGGAGGCAGGAGUAUUCCUCCUUUACAGAUAAGGAGAUGCAGACAGUCCAUGUCUCUCCUCUGAGCCUUCCCCUCAGCUGCUGUUCCCGGCCCCUCAACUCUUAUCCUAGAAAUUCUCUAUCCUUCUUCCUUUCUCCUUUUUUCUCUCCUUUAUCAUUCAUCUCACUAAAUAGCUUUCCAGAUUCACUGACUGGAAAAUGGAGGCUGCCCCCACUUCACUUGCAGACUCAUAGCUCCCUGCCCUGUGGCCACAGUGUUCCUGACGCCUGGACUUGACUCUUGCCUCCUUUGCCACCCCAAGAUCUCCUCACCUGCCCUUCUAGUACAUGUGACCUCUCCCUGCCUCCUGGCUCUUCCCCCUAAGCAAGCAUUAAACAGCUCACUUCCCUCACAUCAUAAAUACACUCUCCCUCAACGCCACAUUCCUCCGGAGCACCCUAUCUACGUCCUGUCACGGCUAAGCUUUUUGAAAAUGCUGUGCAUACUCACCAUCUUUGCUCCUCAGCCCCAUUUACUGGGCAGCACAGCUGCCUGGCUUCUGCCCUUCUCUGCUCAACAGCAGGAUAAACUCUGUGUUGGCAAAGCCCACGGCCACACUCAGUUAUCACCUACCUGGACCUGUCACAGUCGAGGCCUCCACAGAACCCUCCCUUGCCUUUUCUCCCUCAGGCCUUUCCUUCUCAGUCUCCUUGAAAGCCGCCUCUCCUCUGUGAACUCCUUCCCACCAGCUCUCCUCACACCAGCUUAGACCACCAAAUCUGUGUCCAGUCCAGGCGGCUUUCCUGGCAUUUUGGUGGGCACCUCCAACUCCACACUUCUGGCGUUCAGUCUUCACCUGCUCCCUCGUGAUUCUUCUAGUUCCCCUGGUGAUGGUUCCGCCUGGCAACAUCCUGGCAAUCAUCCACAACGCCUUCCUCUCCUGUUCCCUUCUCCCGUCCAGUCCCCAAGUUUUGGCCAUUCUACCUGCUUAUUCUCUCCUCCCUAUUCCCUCUUGUCUGUCCCCAGCACUCCUCCUCUGGUUUAGGCUGUCAUUUCCCACCCAGAUUGUUGCAGGAAUGGAACUGCACUCCCUCCUUCCAGUCCACCCCCCCGCCCCCCCGCCAGCUAUGUUUGCCAUCAGGGCAUUCCCCACUUAAGCCUCCUCAGUGGCUCCCCAUUUCUGUAAGGAGCAAGUGCUCACUCUUCAGCAGCGCGGCACACGAGGUCCUUCUACGGUCAUCUCCUCUCAGCGUCUGUCUCUCCCGCCACAGCCCCAGGCGCCGCUCCCUCCAGCCUCCAUCUCACUGCAUUAUGCCUCCAUCUCACUGCAUUAUGCCUCCACGGCCCUCAGCCAGGCUGGCCCUUCUGCCUGCAAUGACCCCUCUUCCUCCGCUCAACGUGUCCACCUCUCUUCUCUUCAAAACUCAGCCCAAUCAGCACCUCUUGGGAACCUUCGUUAAUCGCUGGCCCGCCAGUUGGGUUUAGAUGCACUUCUCCCUAGGUCCCCGUAACACCCUGUGUUUGCGUCUAAAAUAGCAAAGAUCACAGUGUUCUGUGACCACGAAUUUCCUGUCAGCCUCUUGCACUGGACUGCAGACCCUUUGAGGACAGGAACCAAGAGGCAUUGAGCUGUGUACCCCCAUAUCCACUGUACUAGCACGUGCUAAGUGCGCAGUUAGUUCUUAUUUUGGAGAUGAGGCAACCAAGGCCCAAAGAACUUAAUAAGGACACAAAUCAAUGGAGCUGAGCCUAGAACUCAAGAUUCUCGUCCAGAUUCACAGUGCUAUUUUCAACUCCUUCAUAGUUCAGUGUGUCUCUGCCCUCCCUGGAGCAGGAGCAAACAGAAAGGAGAGCUGAAAUGAGGACCUUGUUCCAAGUUCCACCCAGCCGUUGAACUCGGUGCCUGAGGCAUCCCUGGUAACUGGCAGCAGCCCUCAGCUCCAGGCUAACUGGGACCUAGUCACUGUCACUGCUCUGGUUCUUAGUCACUCAACAGAUAUUUACCAAGCACCUGUGUGCCAUGGGGCAGGGGCUGGGGGAAGGCGAGGCCGCUGACCUCAAGGAGCUUACAGUAUGGCAGAGGAAACCCCUGGUGGGAGCACUCAGAGGCCAUUCCUGGGGUAGGAAUGCAGGGAUAGUCUGGGGCCAGGUCCAGAGAUGUUCAGACCUUUCCAAAAACAGGCUGAAAAAGAAAAGGAGCAAAACAAGGCCCACUUACUGUCAUCCCAGCCAAGUAUGGACUUGGGAGGCUCCUAGAGGGGCCUCAUCUGACUGAUACGAGACCCUUGAACUGCAGGACACAGUGCAGGACGCACUCAGCCAGCCCCAGCAGGUUGCUCACCGCCUUGCUCAAUGAGAAUUCAUUUCCUCUUUGACGCCAACCACUUACUUCAUAGUAAAAAGCCUCUUCACAUCGGGGCAGUGGGUGAAUCUUCAAAAGGAUUCAGCAAGAGUAGGUUUAAUGGUCAUUUUAAUGGUCCGAAGAGGUCAGCCAUGAGAAGCUAGUGGUUACUGGAGGAAUGCCUCUAGUUUCUCCCUCCAGUAGAAGUGGCUCUGGGCAAAACUAUGGAGGAGGAAGGCAGCCCUCUCUGAUGGAAGCCACAGAAAGUUCAGCUUGGGCAGUUAAGACUGGCAGUUAAGGCUGGCAGAGGGAAAUGAAGCAAACUAGUAUGUGUUGGGCAAUUAUGCUGGGCAGGACCUUCACCUCUUCUCAUUUAACCUCUAUGCCAGCCUUGAGAGGGUCUCAUUUUAUGGUCCAGAAAAGGGCAUAAAUCUCCUCCCCCACAUCUUCUACUGGUUACAACAGACAUCGCACAACAGAGCUGAGCUUUUAUCCCACGUCUGCUCUCUCUGCCGUACAUACCAGAGUUCAGUGUUAAAGCUAAGGCCGGGCAGCUGCCCUCCAUCAUGCCGAAGGAAACUGUAACAUCUGCCUUUUCAUUCUGAGAUUCCUUUUUCUAUAAACACAGAACUAAGAGCAAAGAGCCUGGGAGUUUUUGCUCACAGCUCAACUGUACAGCAAAGGGAGCCGUAUCAGACCACCACACCCAUCCCUUGCUGCUUGGCUCCAGGACAAGCUGUGAUCUGAAAGACAUACCCUAUGAACAGGCUGGAGAUGUGUCUGUUCACAAUCUGUGGGAGGCUGGCCCGGUGGUGCAGUGGUUAAGUUUGCACUUUCCGCUUCUCGGCAGCCUGGGGUUUGCUGGUUCGGA
Equus quagga is the source of this 5204-nucleotide messenger RNA. RefSeq names its product neuferricin. NCBI's taxonomy places the organism in Eukaryota, Metazoa, Chordata, Mammalia, Perissodactyla, Equidae. The transcript is spliced from 4 exons. The record is from RefSeq and is a predicted model, not a curated record. The coding region runs from base 162 to 1007 and encodes 281 amino acids. Gene Ontology annotation, cellular component: endomembrane system; membrane.